This is a messenger RNA of Penicillium mononematosum, 1449 nucleotides long. RefSeq lists its product as uncharacterized. The record is from RefSeq and is a predicted model, not a curated record. Gene Ontology annotation, biological process: regulation of transcription by RNA polymerase II. The coding region runs from base 1 to 1449 and encodes 482 amino acids. Lineage: Eukaryota; Fungi; Ascomycota; Eurotiomycetes; Eurotiales; Aspergillaceae. Gene Ontology annotation, cellular component: nucleus. The transcript is spliced from 3 exons.
AUGUAUGAUUCGGAUGAUGCUUUUAACCGAUCGCCUCCUCUGGAGGCGAUGAAACCCAAUUAUGGAGAGAACGAAACACCACCACCAUUUGCUCGCUCAAGCGAAAAAGAUGCCGAUGCAGUGGGUUCCCGUAAGCCCAACCAGCUGAAACCUCAGAACUCAACCCGUGAGGGCGACCGAGUGCUGAUGGAGUUUCUAGCUCCGUACCACCCUGAGAUAGCCGCAUCGGCAAGGACUUCGCCAUUGGAACCAUUUCCUGGGAAUCUAAAAAAGCAUAUGCAACCGCCUGACUUUGAUCCAAGAGAUCCAAAGAGGUCAAAUCCUUUCAAGGAUGAUCCUGCACCAAAGGCAUCACUGGAACUCAAGGCACCCUCAGGCUCGGCCUCAUGUAAUGAGGCUGAGAAGAAAACACCACAGAUGAAACCGGCCCUAGUCCCAUUACAGCCUAAGCCAGAUAUUGAGAUCAAAGAAGAGUUCCCUCCAAGAGAGCGACUCCCCUCAUUAAGUGACUCGACCCGACGACUCUCUCAAGUGUUGCCCCAACUCAAAACCUCACCGAAAAGAGAGCCCCCAAUUCCCCUCCCAUCAAUCCAACCAUCCUCUGGAUCAAGUGUCCCAAAAUCCCCCGACAGCAGCAAUAAACAAACGCUGCCGUCUAUCCAUAAAGCUCUCAGCGCAUUGUCAGACUUCGGUGCACCACCAGCCAGCACAAUGUCAUCACCCUUCCCCUUCUCCUCGUGUCCCGGAUCAACUACAUCAGGGAAUGAUUCCCCAUUCGACCGCGCUUUUCCGGGAAAAUUUUCUAUCCCUCCAAGUCCUUUUUCUCACUUUUCGCCAGUGAGCGUGAAGGAAUCAUCUACCAACCCUUCUCCAGCCUCGCACUCGUCCUUCUGGCGUGGACCACCCCAGUCUGAGGUGAUGCCUGUCCAGACCCCAUAUGUGGCUUCCCCUAUGGCUGCCAAAAGCCCAGCGAACAGUUAUCCUACGCCCACGGAACAGGUUGGUGCUGGUAUCGUUGAUCGGCAUUCGCUCGCUGCGUCCACUCCCCAGACCAACGGGGGCCCAGUGGGCAGUUACAAGUGUACACAUCCUGGGUGUACUGCCGCGCCCUUCCAGACUCAGUAUCUCCUCAACUCUCACGCAAACGUGCACUCCCAAGACCGCCCACAUUUCUGCCCGGUAGAGGGCUGUCCACGCGCACUAGGCGGGAAAGGUUUCAAGCGCAAGAAUGAAAUGAUGCGCCAUGGCCUCGUGCACAACUCCCCAGGCUACGUCUGUCCCUUCUGUCCAGACCAGCAACACAAAUACCCGCGACCCGACAAUCUUCAACGACAUGUCCGUGUACAUCACGUCGACAAAAACAAAGACGAUCCCAUUCUCCGACAGGUCCUCGCGCAAAGGCCGCUUGGUAGCGCCCGCGGGAGAAAACGAAGGAUGAACAAUACAUGA